ACCUCUUGGCAGAGUCUACUGUAGAGAAGCCACCAACUCAUGAGCUGCCAGCGUGUGGAGACUUACAGAAACCUGGACAGCUAGAUCCCUUCCCACCAGAGCACCCAUCAGUCCUAGUAAAGACGGACAAGUAUGGGCAAGACAAUGGGAACUUUCCUGUAAGAGCCAAGAAGACCACCUUGGUCAGCAUUUUACCUGUCUAUGUCAAGGUAGGAUAAAGAGGGAUGCCCUCCAUCUGGGUUAGAGAAAGAGCUGAAGCCAUGUGACCGCCAGGACUGAAGGUUGUGCAUCUUACACUACAGGGCUUCAGAAGCAGGGUGAAGAACUAUGGAAGCCGACACCAAGCUGGUCACUGGCAUUGUCUGUAGCAGCUUCGUUACCUUUCAGAUUCUCUUCCACUUUGUAAGUCACUGGUUUUCAGCAAAAGUCUGUCCAGGUUAUAACAGCCUUAGCAUCGAGAAGAAGAUUGAAUGGAACUCAAGGGUAGUAUCCACGUGCCACUCUUUGCUGGUUGGGAGUUUUGGUUUGUACCUCUUCUUAUUUGACGAACCUACUAUAGCAGAUCCAAUCUGGGGCGAUCCAGCGCGUGUGAAAUUGAAUAUUGCAACUGCUUCAGGCUACCUCAUUUCUGAUUUAUUGAUUAUACUUUUGAAUUGGAAAGUGAUCGGUGACAAGUUUUUUGUAAUUCACCAUUGUGCGGCUCUAACUGCAUACUACCUUAUGUUGAGAGAUGGAGUGCUUGCAUACAUUGCCAAUUUCCGCCUGCUUGCCGAGCUUUCCAGCCCCUUUGUGAACCAGAGGUGGUUCUUUGAAACCCUGAAGUACCCCAAGUUUUCCAAAGCCAAUGUCAUCAAUGGAAUCCUCAUGACAGUGGUCUUUUUCAUAGUGCGGAUCAUUGCAAUACCUCCUCUGUAUUUCUUCAUAUACUCCGUGUACGGAACAGAAGCCUUUAACAGGCUUGGAUUUACGAUCCAGUUUGCCUGGGUGUCUACCUGUUUUGUUUUAGAUGUGAUGAAUGUCAUGUGGAUGAUCAAAAUUACAAAAGGGUGCAUCAAGGUCAUCUCUCUCAUCAGACAAGAGAAAGCCAAGAAUAGCCUUCAGAACGGAAAACUCGAUUAAACGCGUGCUUCAUCAAACACCUCUGUUUCCUUAAGCCAUCUUCAUUCCUCCCCACGUCGCAUCUACCAGUAGAUGAGUUCCUGGCAUGCUCUAUUAGUCAUGAUUGUUAUCCAGAGUUUCAGUGUUUCCUUCUUUUUCAUCUUUAGAAAAGAGAAAAUAAAAUUUAGUUUUCACUCCCAAGAUUUCUUCUUUCCUUCUGCAUUUUAAGCAUGGAUAGACAUCGAAGGUUUAAAUAGAAGUUGUAAGUAGAGCGGUGAAACUUUUUUGAACUCUCAGUGUACAUGGGGGAAUGUUCUUUGCAUAAAAAAUGACUGGUAAUUGGGUGACCUUGAUAUGCCACCCAUUUUGCUGAAGGAAUGAGAAUGACUUUUAAGUCUGUAAGCAGCUCAAUAUGUUGUGCUGUGUUCUUUUCUAAUGCCAGUGCCUGUGUGGGGUUUAAUUUCUAAGUUGCUAACAUGUCCUUUUCCCCAGGCCAUCAGAAAUGACACAAUUUCAUUUGGGUGUGCAGUCAUUUAUUAUGAUGGAGUAUUUCACUCACUUCAAUACCGUGUUUGAAAAUACUUCCUGCCUUUUAAGAUUUCAGAUGCCACUUUAUUUCUAUCUUUAAUGCUUUAUCCAACUAUAUAUAUAUAUUUUAAUUAUAUUGUCAGGCAAGGCUAAGACUCAUUGUGUGGACCUUAGGGAUGGAUGUCUUCUAAAAGUGCAUGCUAAUAGAUGACUACUUAAGCUAGUAGAAGGACUCACUAGGAUCUGCUGCCUUCCCCUCUGUUUCCUCGUACUUUUUCCAUGAAAAAUAUACUUCUCCCUGCAAACUCUUCCCUGAGUUCAAAGCCUGGCACCAGAAUACCAGUCUCUUCCGGAGUGCAUUUGUCAUACUCCUGACAUCGGCCAUGUAUUGGUCAGAUGGAAACUACAGAUACAUCAGUGUUUGUGUCUUAUUCAUAUACUUUACUCAGGUUUUCUUAUUUCAUCUUUGCUGUUUUAUUUUUCUUGAGCAGGAAGGAAGGAAGGAAGGUGAUUUAACCCAAGUAUUCUGCUUAUCAAAUUUAUUCUAUGUGAAGAAAGUAAUUGUGUGUGUGUGUGUGUGUUUACUUUCACUUUGGUUCUUGCAAAUCCAAAUAGAGAAUUAUAUAUUUAGCUAUUAUUGCCUUUAUUUAUUUUUUCUGAAGUACUUGACUUUUAACGAUUGUCCUUAAGAAAAAAGAGACUUAAUUCAGUUAGUGGUAAAUACUUGAAUUUAACUGAACCUAAACCAAAAGAUUUAAUCCAUCUAGAGUCUCAGAUUGAAGGGGUAAGUUUGACUCUUUCAUUAUUCAUCUUAUGAUGAGGGAAGGAGGCUAGUGGAAUGUAAUCAAAGUAUUUAAUGUAAUGCAGUUUAAUUUAAUUGUCUAAAACAGAUAGAGUCUGGCACGGUCUAGUAUGCUUAAAGAUGGGAAUUGAAAUUUCAGUCAAUAAAAUGAUAAAAUCAGGUAUAUUCACUUUUGAAAGAUAAAGUAAUGUAAAAGAUAGGACUUCUUUAAAGCAGCUAAUGUUACAUUGGCAAUGACUCACUAAGUUUAUUGCUGUCUGCAUCACAGGCACUCAAGAGUGCUCGUAGUCUGAGGGUAAAGGAGUAGGAACACAAGUGAUUAUGUGUUGUUCCCAACACUUUUACAAGAAAAGUGGGCUUUUUUUUUUUUAAGGAAAGAAGAUUUUUGUAUUAUAAAACUAUUUUGGAAAUUCACUAAAGAAGGAAUAAAUCUUGAGAUAAAUUCUGGCCUAUGGAUAUUGCUGCAGUUCUGAACAGACUUCAAGCUCACCAUCAAAAGUAUGACAGCACAGAAUUAUGAAUUUCCAUGUAGGCAAUAAUUAUUUCCUGCUUAAAAGACCAUUGCCAUUACUUUUCAUUGAUUGGUAUCGCCAGUCAUCAAGUAAGUAUAUUUACAUAGCAAACGUUAAACUAAGAUUUGUCAUUCCCUUGUUAGCAGUCCUUGCUAGCUGCAGCACCCACAAGCCAACUUUCCACAUUCUUUCAUAGAAGAAAUGCAACGGCAAUGCUCUGUAAACUGCCACGGCAAGCCCGUCCUUCAGUGGGGCUGGGUUUGCUGUUCUGUAAUUAUACUUAUCAACCUAAAAUACAAAUAAAGACAAUAUUUACUAAAACAAUGAAAUUUUCAUUUAUUGAAUGACAAAUUUUUGCUAGGUAUUUUAGAUAAUAAGUAUUUUGGCUACGUGGAUUAAUUUAAAUGAGUCUAUUAGGCAUUCUGAUAUUUAACAACUCUUAAAAAUCUUUAUAGAAAAUAAAAGCAAAUUGGUAUAAAUUUUUAAGCAAUUCUAUUUUUCUAGAAAAGAUUAGUGACAAUCUGAAUGUGUAGUACUCUAGAAAACAAAAGUUUUCAUGGAACUUUAAAAAGAGCAAAAAUAACUAAUAGCAUGCAAGAUCGUGGAUCCUGCAUUAAAUAUUUUGUGUGAGACUAAAAUUUUUGAGCUUGGGUUUAUAGAAUUUGCACUCUUGUGUCUAAAAAUUAUGUAGAGGGUCAUUUGCAUUUCUUUGAAAUUAAAAUGGAGUUAUGUUUGCAUGCACAGAAAUUAACUCAAAGUUAAAUUACUUUAUGGUAUGUUGACUUUUUAAAUUUUAACUGCUUUUUGUUAUUUCAUGGGCCAGUUAUGUGUUAAGAGGUAUAAUGAUAGGUUGUUACCAUCUCUAAGAGUUAGUUUGCUGUUUUAUAGAUAAACUGGGUCCUUAAGGGUCUGGUUGGAAAAUUGCCUAGUUUAUAGGUAUUUGAAUGAAAUUCUUUCAUGAAUUUUAGUAAUUUGUUUAACUCAGUUUUUGUUCAAGUGUCAGAUUUUUUAAUUGCUUUCUCUGAGACCUUGGGCAUUUGGAGACAAGUUUUUCUUGAGGAUUCAUUGACUGCUGGUGGCACUUCUUAGGCAUUUGGAAAUGCCUGUCGUGGAGGCACAGAGGGAAAAGUGUCACCAUAAUGCACAUGUUUCUUUCCUUUCAUUUUAAAGAAAAAUCACGCCCCACAAGACUCUAUUAUCAUAUCUGGAUAAGUUUGUUCCUACACAGCUGUUAGCUCCUAGCAUGUAAAUAAGCAUCCUAUAGAUUGGUUUGUUUUCGAGGCCUGCCUUUUAAGUACUUCAGUGGCUUUUGUGCAGUUGAAAAGCUCACAUAGUUAUGGGCAUCAGUAAUGUUUCAUAGAAGUGUAUGCAUUUUGGUGUUUUGGAUUUCAUCAAAAGCAAACGUUUUAUUUUGUCAGAAUGUGUAGCGCUUUUGAGCAGAUGUGAGCCAACACACCAGUGAGAGUCUUCCUGUGUGACUCUGAAUGCACACACACACACACCUCCUGGCCUUAACUAUGGCUGACUCAUACUAAAGCUACUGAAAGCCAACCCUGACGCAGAACUCUCCGGAUGUGUGCAGACAUGAGAAAAACCCACAGGACCUGGUGUGAGAGGAGACGGCAAGACCAUUUUUUCCUUUCAAAGAUGGUAUUCCUCUGUUGAGUUUCCUGCCUGAGCUCACCUGGCUUGCCCAUCUCUUCUCUCUGAUGCCUCGCAGACUUCAGUAUCCCACUUCCAUAUGCUAGGACCUUUCUAUGCCAUCUUCUGAGACAUCCCCAGUCACCUGUGUGCUUCUCGGUCUCAUAGUUUACAAAUAGGUUCUUUCAUGGAAUCAAGCAUCAUUGGAUGUUUAAAUAAAGAUCUGACAAACUACAACUUAUUAUUAGGCUACAGGAAGCCAGUCAGCAUGUAAUAAUACCUCUUUACAACAUGAAACAAAGGUAAUUAUGGUUUUAUUAAACACCUGUAAGCUCUUUUCUAAACUGGUUUAGCAAUAAGUUUUAUGAAGUGUUUCAGCUGGGGAUUUAUUGUAGGUGUGUUAAUGAUAUAAAUGUUCAUUAUAGACCCCAUGGCAGUAUUGAGGUGUAAAAUGGAGUUAUUUGAUGAGGGCAGGUUCUGGCUUGUGGCAAGUUGUUUUAGAGUCUUGCUUUACAAUAGAAAAAGACUUCUGUGGUACUGUUUUUUAUUUUUAAAGACAAACUACUAGCUGCUGAGUUAGUGUUUCCUGGAGUUCAGCAUCCUGGGACCUUUGUGGCCCAGAUGUCAGCUUCUACCUACUUGAUAGUGUGUCAUACUUGGUUAGUUUUUGAUAGCAGUAGGCAGCUUCUAAAGAUGGUUUUAUUUGCAUCACAAACGUUUACAUUUAUCCACUCUGAACAUCAGUUUUGAUAUCAGGCCCUACACAACAAGACCAAAUACAAGGAAAAUGAUUUCUAAAUCUCUAAUUUAUAAGCUCUAUACCUCUGGCUGAAAACUUAUUAGAUACCAUCUCAAUUUUUUUCUUUACCUUUUUAUGUAAUUCUGUAAUUAAUGUGUGUUAUAACCAUUUGCUAUUUUUUUGGCUAAUUGAACUUUAAAAUGUAGCUGUGAACAGAACAUGCUCUGUAUUUUCGUUUCCUGCCUGAUUGCCUUCUGUGGGGUUGUCUCCUUUGUACUCAAGGAUCUUUUGUGUAGGUGGUAUUCCUAAAAGUAGGAGAAGUUAUGACAUUUUCCAGUUCUUGAAUUUGUAAAAGCAUUUCAACAUACAUCUUAUUUGCAAAUGCCACUUUAAAACUGGGGUACAUGCAUUAACUAUAGUGAUAUAUACACUUUUUCUCUGAGACUAUAAUAUAUAAUGUUGUCAUAAAGAUUUUGGAAGUUUCUCAAAAUAUGCUUAAUAACUUAUUUACGUAAGACUGAAGAGUUUUAUUUAUAAAACAUAAGGCCAGAUAAUUUAUAGAUCAGUAUUUAUAAGAUGUAUCGGUAAUUAAGAUACAAUUGAGUCUCUUUAAUUUUGGUUUCUGGUUGUACUUUGUUUGAAGGGAUUAGAAAGUAUCUUUUCAGAACUUUCAUUAAACUUUUGAAAUGUUUGUAUUCUUCGUAUGUGUGCCAUUCUACAGUUGAUGCACGUUCUAAGCAAUAACCUGCAUGUUCUACCUGGUCAGCACCUGUUGUCACGGCAGUUUCCUUUAAUAUUAAGAAUGAUACAAAUCAAUGUUGUAGAACCCUCCCCUCUCCCAACGAAUGCCUUGGGGUUUUCUUGUGUUAAAACACUACCAUAAUGUGGUGCAAAACUUUGUAUUUUGUGAGAGAAAAAUAAAGCUACAAUUAUUUAGUGCAAAA
This is a messenger RNA of Mesocricetus auratus (golden hamster), 6264 nucleotides long. RefSeq names its product TLC domain containing 4 (gene Tlcd4). The record is from RefSeq and is a predicted model, not a curated record. The coding region runs from base 328 to 1119 and encodes 263 amino acids. Gene Ontology annotation, cellular component: membrane; endoplasmic reticulum. The transcript has 7 exons. Gene Ontology annotation, biological process: lipid homeostasis. NCBI's taxonomy places the organism in Eukaryota, Metazoa, Chordata, Mammalia, Rodentia, Cricetidae.